GUACUUCUGCUGCAGGAAAGGAUAUGUGCACUCCCCCUAGUAUUAACAUGUUCACGAGCAUUUUAAUGAUUUUUCUGGCCUAGCCUGUGCAUACAGUAUGUCAGCGCUCACAGUAAUGUGUUAAAUCUCAGUUUGAGAUCAUACAGUUUUUUUUUGUGCUGUUCUAUAAGAUAUGCCGAAAUUUGAAUGUCUAACAAUCAAGACGUAAACAAAUCGGUGAAGAUGACUGAUGUAAACCUCCGUGCUUCCAAUCAGCUCUUUUAACGCCUGUAAUGUCGCCGCUUUGUUGGCAUAAUCAGCCCGUCCAUAUGUUCAGGCCGUUAUCUGCUCUAAUCCUAAUCAUCGUUUGACCCACUGGGACUCAACACUGCAGCAGGUACGUGCUGCAGGUGCAGUUCUAAACGCACAGGAGGUUCAGACUUAUUACUGAACAACAAACUACAAAGUUUUUCAUUGAUGUCUGCAAAAAGACAAAAAGUGCUAUAACACCCCUGUGCACCUUUAGCGCACUAGAUCCCUCUGCUGUGUAUGUAGGUCUGUCUCAGGAGGAUCAAAUAACCUCUGACUGCUGUGCUGCUUUGGUUUGAGAGGACAGCAGUGAGGAAGAGAGCGCUCACUCUGUGUCUGUUUUCAAAUACCAAGGGGGAAAAAAACUAUUGUUGCCACUAGAUCGUGUGACAAACCCUGAUUCGUGGUAUAUGAAAUAGUCUAUAUUUGGCUCCAUCUGGUCUAAAGUCUGUAGUUUGUAAAAUUGUUUGGUGUAACAUUUAUAGGGUUAUUAAAGGUGCGAUGUGUAAGAAUUCUAAUUUGAACAUUCAAAAUGAAGAUGGACUAGUGAGCAGAAGAGUCUCUGUGUCCGCUGAGAUGAUGUUUAAUGUUCCCGACCACCUCUGCUGUCUCAUUUAGACACUUUGAAGAUACGUAAGCAUUUUGUGGGUAAGUUGUUGGACAUUUAAUGAUGUAUUUUAUGUCAUAAAACAAAACGUGUAAGUAUCCUAAACCUGUGGUGACCACACACCUUACUGGAGGCAUUUAACAGAAUUCUUAAUUAAUAGUUCAAUUAUUAUUAUUAAUUACAAACCAAUUAAAACGAUGCAAGUGGAAAAAUGGAUCGGAUGGUUCAGGACCGCACUCUAUAGCACACAAAACAGGGGUAGAGUGAAAGUCAACAGGAUUUUUGGUCACAGAGUAACUCAUCCUUCCACUCAUAAAAGAUCUUUGGCGCCCAGGUACUCCUCCUCAGGUGUCCCGUUGCUACGGAUACAGCAGCAUCACAAAGAGAUACACUUUGGAUAAUUUAUAAAAGGGAAAAUACCACCAAAGCGCAGGAUGUAAACGACGGAGGCAGCAUGUCUGGACCUGAGGAGCGGACUCUGCUGGAGCUCAACCUGCGGAGGGAGACGUGGUGCCAGGUGGAGACGAACCCCCGGCAGUCCUGGGAGAGGACGGAGAGGAGACAUUACCGGAGUCACCUGCGGACCAGCCCGGUGCUCCUCGGCGCUCUGACCGCCGCACCGCAGCGCAGGGCGGCCGGCAGCGAGCGCCCACCCCCCGCCAAGCUCGCCGAGAGAAGGCACUUCGAAGAGACCUAUGAAUCCCACCUGGUGUAGACGGCUGCUUUCUGAUGUGACCCCACAAAGAAGCUAAGAAAUACACACAGGACCUGAACGCACUUCAACCUUCAGGAUUUUCUUCCCAUGAACACCGAGCGGAACACAUCAUGACAC
Messenger RNA from Acanthopagrus latus (yellowfin seabream), 1727 nucleotides. Its product is annotated as spermatogenesis-associated protein 45-like. Lineage: Eukaryota; Metazoa; Chordata; Actinopteri; Spariformes; Sparidae. The coding region runs from base 1350 to 1610 and encodes 86 amino acids. The transcript is spliced from 2 exons. The record is from RefSeq and is a predicted model, not a curated record.